Messenger RNA from Betta splendens (Siamese fighting fish), 1190 nucleotides. RefSeq lists its product as uncharacterized. Gene Ontology annotation, molecular function: signaling receptor activity. The coding region runs from base 97 to 1116 and encodes 339 amino acids. NCBI's taxonomy places the organism in Eukaryota, Metazoa, Chordata, Actinopteri, Anabantiformes, Osphronemidae. The transcript is spliced from 8 exons. The record is from RefSeq and is a predicted model, not a curated record.
UCUUGCUCACAGUGUAAUUAGUAGUGUUUAUGACCAAGACAUGUCAUAUUAUAUAAAUGGCCUUUCAUAAUCUUGUGUUUCAGUGUACAUCAGUGCAUGCUCAAGAUGUUAAAGCUAGUGCUGCUGCUUCUGACAGCGUUAGGCCUCCAGGCUGUCCCCAUCGCAGCCCCCAGAGGUCUGCAGAAGACGGCUUUAAACAACCAGAUCCCCGACAUCAGUGAGACGAACAGGAGGGGAGAUUUAAUCCACUCCCAUUUUGGAAAUGGAUUUGGAGAAAUGGAUAGACGACACUUGCUGACCAAUGAAGUUCCUGAUGAUAUUCCAGUCCUGAAGAUCGGUGGCAGUUGGAUGCGAGUGGAGGAACUCUCUUCUUCUCAACUUGCUGAUGGCAUUAGGCAGGGAGUCGAUCCCUCGUUGAAGAUUCAAGAUGGUUUUAGGCAGGGAACCGAACCCUCCAUGAAGAUCCCUGAUGGUUUUAGACAGGGAACCGAACCCUUCAUGAAGAUCCCUGAUGGUUUUAGGCAGGGAACCGAACCCUUCAUGAAGAUCCCUGAUGGUUUUAGGCAGGGAACCGAACCCUUCAUGAAGAUCCCUGAUGGUUUUAGGCAGGGAACCGAACCCUUCAUGAAGAUCCCAGAGGGUUUUAGGCAGGGAACUGAACCAAUUGCUAAAAUCCCAAAGGGCUUCAGACAGGGAACCGAGCCAUCUGUCCCAUGUAAAGGAGUCAUCAUCAGUGGAAACUGCUACGAGUUCAUCCCCACACCACUGGCCUUCCAAGACGCUCAGGUCUUAUGCAGAAAACGUGCACCAAACGCCGAGCUUGCAUCUGUACCCAGUGGUGAGCUGCAUUCUCAUUUAGUUUCCCUGGUGACCAAUGGUGGCAAGGACACCCCUGUGCUGACCUGGCUUGGAGGCACCGUCAAGGACCAGAAGGGAUCCUGGGCAGACGGGUCUGAGUGGACUUACAGCGACUGGAUGCCAGGACAUCCCAACAUUCAGAGUGACAAACCAGUCUGCGUUGAGAUGUUCAAGAUAGAUGAACGCUGGUGGACGGCCGGAGACUGUGAGCUGAAGAGAGCAUCAAUCUGCUCGUAUUCGGUCAGUGAAUCACAGUGAAUGUGAAAGGUCUGGGAAAUGGAAUCACGAGCGUGGGACUUUGCACACUGCUUUAAAUAAAUCUUAGCAUGUUA